This is a messenger RNA of Symbiodinium necroappetens, 552 nucleotides long. Lineage: Eukaryota; Dinophyceae; Suessiales; Symbiodiniaceae. The record is from the annotation of a GenBank genome assembly.
GUUCCGGAGGAGAAGCCGAAGAAAUCGAAAGCUCCAGAGGAAGAGCCACCCAAGAAGGUGGCGAAGGUGGCGGAGGAAAAGCCGAAGAAGCCCAAGACCACCGAGGCAGAGGAGAAGCCGAAGAAGUCGAAGGCACCCGAGGAUCCUCCAAAGAAGGCGCCGAAGGUGGCCGAGGAGCCAAAGAAACCCGAGAAGGCGCCGGCCACCAAAGCAUCCACCAAGGCCGCCGAAGAGCCCAAGAAGGCCCCGAAGGCCGCCGAAGAGCCCAAGAAAAGCACCAAGGCAGCCGAAGAGCCCAAGAAGACCUCUAAGGCCGCAGAAGAGCCCAAGAAGACAUCCAAGGUGGCGGAGGAGAAGCCCAAGAAGUCGAAGGCACCCGAGGAGGAGCCGCCCAAGAAGACGACGAAGGCCACAGAAGGCAAGCCGAAGAAAUCCAAGGCACCAGAGGCGGCCGACGACAAGCCGAAGAAGUCGAAAGCACCCGAGGAAGUGCCGAAGAAAGCCACCAAGGUGGCAGAUCCAGCGAAGAAGCCCGAGAAGGAGAAGGAGAAG